AUGCACAGGUUGGGGUUCCAGCGGGACUUACAAGAGGCUGCCGCCUUGGAGCGACGGCGGCAGCGGGAGCUGCAGCGGCAGAAUCGCAUCUUCAACGUGCGGCUCCGGACCAUAGGGGUUGAUAAAGAUGCAUUGGAUAGCCAGGUCAAGGACAAAAAAAUUCAAGAAGCAGCUGAAAAAGCACGAAAUGAAGAACUUGCUAAUGAAAGCAAGCAAAAUGACAAGAUCAUGUGCAUGUUAGAGGAACGACAGAAAAAUGAGAUCAGAAACAUAAACAAGGCUCUCAGUGAAUUUUGGAAGAAUUUUCAGGCGCCGGAAACAAGACGUGAGUUUGACCUGUCUGAUCCACAGGCCUUAAAGAAGGACAGACCUGCUCGUCUUUCAGACAAUGAUCCUCGGUGUACGGUAUCUGGCUUGCAGAAGUUUAUGGGUGAGGACUUAAACUACGAUCAGAGGAUGAAAUUUCAAAAGGAGCAGUUCAGGGAGUGGUCUCUUCAGCAACAGCGAGACUGGAAGAAUGCAUUAGCUGAUCAAAAAUUUGCAGAUUACCUUUAUGACAAGAAUAGGAUCGAAGUUGACCGAAAUACGAUGGAACAACAACGUAAAGAAGAAGAAAAAAGGCGUGCUGUUUGUGCGGCUACUAAAGAUUUCAAUAGAACCCAGGCUUCUGAAAUGGCUGAGAGAAAGAAAUUGGAAAAGCGUCAAAAAAAUAAAGAAGACAUGGAUGAAAUUUCAAACCUCCUUCAAGGAGACUUACUGUCUGAAAACCCUGAGCAAGCAGUGAGUUCCUUUGGUAGACACCGUGUGAUCCCAGAUAGGUGGAAGGGAAUGAGUCCAGAUCAGCUGAUGGCAAUCCGUUACUCCCAGCAGCAACAAGUUCUGGAGAAACAGAGACUAACCGAGGAAGAACGCCGACGAGAUGCUGAAUGGGACAGGCAGCGCAUACAGGCUGCAAGAGCACAGCUGCUUUUAGAGCGCCAGCAGGAACAGCAGAGUCGGGAAUGCCGCCGAGCUUUAGAUUGCAUCAAUGCAGAGCUAUCUCAGGAGCAGAAAUCAAAGUAA
Dryobates pubescens (Downy woodpecker) is the source of this 1062-nucleotide messenger RNA. RefSeq names its product RIB43A domain with coiled-coils 2 (gene RIBC2). The transcript is spliced from 6 exons. NCBI's taxonomy places the organism in Eukaryota, Metazoa, Chordata, Aves, Piciformes, Picidae. The coding region runs from base 1 to 1062 and encodes 353 amino acids. The record is from RefSeq and is a predicted model, not a curated record.